AUGCAAAAUGAUCUGUUCAAUGAGAGUCCAACUACUAGCAAUGCAAGUAGUAAUGUAAGCAGUGGCGACAUUAGCUUUUUGGACUAUAGAGCUUACACAAGAUUAAGCGAGAGACCAGUUUAUUCUGGCAACAAUUCGAUCUUUAAUGAAAGUAAUGAUACAAAUCAGAAUGGUAAUUUUUUCGAUGAUUUUAACAAUCUUUCAUCUACGGUAAAGUGGAAAACCUUAAAUAAGAUAUACCCUAUUCUAGGGGCAUUUGGCGGGCCUACGUGCAUAUAUCCUACAAAAUCCUGUCACGUUUUAGGAACUUCUAAAGGCCCUAUCCUAAUCUUCAGCACAAAGCAAUUUAUUCUCAAUAGAUUGGUUCCUCAAAUAGUAGGGGAACCCACUUCCAAACAUCUAAGAUCUCCAGUGCUGGACAUCGUAGUUUCAGCGGACGGAACACAUUUAGCAGCUAGUUAUCAAUCUGGAGAUAUCUUUCUUUGGAAUCUAAAUGCUAAUACUGUUGAACUUAAUGCAGAGGAAGCUAAUGAUGGCAACGAGAAAAUGGCCCCUUCGAGGGCCAUCUUACAAAUAACUAAUCACAGAGGUCGUACUAUAAAUGGCAUUGGAUUUAUCGGUAGUCGUCAUACAGCCCUCAUUGUUAGUGAUAACACUGGUGGUGUCUUUUACCAUAGUGGUUUUAGAACCCAUUUGUGGUCGCUUACUUAUAGCUCUAAGCAAGUACUGCAUAUUUCAACAGGGGAGAAACUUCUAGCCUCCCAAGCAGCUCCGGAAAUUCAAAAGCGAGAGCCUUUGCAUAUGAUAGCAGUGCUUACAACAUCAAGGUUCGCCAUCAUUUCAACCACCCCUCGUCCUAUGACUUUAAUGCUCGAAGACUUGAAAUCGAUUGGAUCGCGGGAGAUCACUUCAAAUAGCUGUUUAGCAUGGCAUGAAAACGCUUCGAAAGUAGCAUUUUCUUUGAAUGAGUCUGCAUUCGUCUUUGAAAUAAAAGGCGUUUCUACGUUCUCCACACAGAAGACUUUUACCAAGAUUGGCGAGCCCGCACUGUCAUUACAAUGGAUUACCGAUGACCUCUUGGGAAUCUUAACUGUUUCACAUAAUUUUCUAAUGGUGGACGUCAACGAAGACUUAAGAGUCGUGGCGAAAUUCGAUUUUUUGGUACAUCAUUUAUUGAUGCCCCCCAAUAAACACGUUGCAGUCUGUGAUAAGAAGUUGCUUUUGUUAACAAACUACGGUCUGAAAGUGGGUCAACUUCCCUCCUGGUCCGAUAUAACGCUCAAUCAUGUCCAAACGGGCAAUUAUCCAGGUGCUUUGAAAUUUAUCAAGUCGUUAUUACAAGAGUAUAUGCCACUCUGGCCACUGCUUAGGUUAACACAGGAUUUUUCUAAAAGAGAACAGGAACUUGAAAAACCUUUUUACAAUUUGGCACUGGCGGCUUUGAGGUUUAUUAUUACCCACCAAAAUGCGGAUUUAAAUAAAAUUUACGAGCUUUUCUCGCUGGUCCUCUCCACUGUUGAUUUAUUUCAAGAUAGACAAUUAAAAAUUGAGCCCAUGAAUGCCUUCCUGGAGAAAUCGAUGGAAUUUUUCUCUGAAGAUAAUGUGGACAUUUUUUUCGAGGUGUUGUUGAACAUGGUAUUGGAGGGUUCUAUGAAUGCUCUGCCAGCUGCGAUUUUCAAACCUAUGUUAAUCAACUUUGCAGAUGCAGAAAAAUUAUCCAUUUUGGAGGACAUGAUAGUCAUGCUAGAUCUUCGGACACUUGACAUUGAUCUCGCCGUAAAGCUCUGUCAAAAGUACGGACUUUUCUGUGUUUUAAUGUAUAUCUGCAACACGAUUUUCGACGAAUACGUUUUGCCGUUAGUUGACGCAGUCUCAAGAAUAAACGACAAACCAGAAGAGACUUUUAUUUUCCGUACUGGCGAGGUUGGAUCUGUGAAUACCAUCUUUGAUUAUCUUUCUUUUGUUUUAACAGGACGCCAGUUCCCUAAAAGUGAUUUGAUUAUGCCCAUGAAGAGACAGAUCGAUGCUAAGGUUUCUUUGUACCAUAUGCUUUUCAGCGGCACUUGCGUUGAAUGGCCCCCAGGCAGUGGUAAAAAGUUGCAUACUGAAGCAGAUUCCGCCCAUGAGCCAGCGUUUCCUUAUUUCAACCUAUUGAUCAACUUCAAUACUGCGAGAAUGUUAUCAACUCUCAAUGAAAUUUUUGAAGACUCUCUCUUAAAUGAGGGAUAUGCCGAGAAUGGUCUUGGGGAAAAUCCGCCGGUACAGAUUACGAGACAAUAUAUGGUAGAUGUAGUCCUGGACAUGAUGAAAAAGAAAGAAUCCACCAGGGACAAGGUUUUGAUGGGAAUUUUUGUUGCUUGCAAUGUUGCGAAAUAUCCCCAAUUUAUAAGACUCUCCAGCAGAGCAUUAGAAGACGUUAUUGCGACAAUUUGUGGAGUGAAGGAUUUGCAGCUGACGAAUGACUGCCAAAGGGCGCUAGAGUGUCUGCUCAGUACUUAUACACCAAAAAACUCUGAAAGAUUCAUUGCUGAGCUUAAAGAACUAAACUUCAAAAGAGUCCUCUUCAUUCUUUACGUUAAAACUAAGAAGUUUUUCGACAUUUUGCCUCUAGCCCUUUCAUCUGAAGAUACGAAAACAGACUACAACCAGAGUUUCCCAACUGUAAUUAGCUUCGUUUUGUUUGGGGCUAGAUAUGACUCUUUAGAACAUACUCGCGUUGUUGGUUUGAUUCGUGGGCAUUUCGAAUCGCUGGUGGAUAAAUUAGGACCCAAAUUAGCCGUUGAGUUUUUUCAGAAAUUCGAUCCCGGUAUUCAUCAAUCCGUUGUGUCAUUAUCUUGUGAAGACACGCAACAAAAGUACUUAGAGGAGCUCUAUUCAUUUGGUGAGCUGGAGGGUACUGAAAUGAACGAUCUAAAGGAUCUAUAUUUUGAACUAAGUUGCAAGUACAAAUCCAAACAAGCUUUAUUGCAAUGGCUAGGGGUGUUAGAGUUCAAAAAUUUGGAUACGGAACGUGCUACGAAUAUCUUGCUGUCCGCUAAGAAUUAUGAAGCAGCUGCUGUGGUACAUCGUCGUUUACAAGUCAAUUCCAUGGUAGUAAAUGACAUGCUCAAUUGUAUUAACGACUGGUUUAAAGUAGGAGACAAGCAAUACGCUACCUUAAACAGAUAUUUGAACAUUGCGAUCGACGCGAUUAGCGAUUCAAGCGAUGACAAACUGCAUAAUUGGACGAAGCUUAUAGCUUGCUUUAUGAAGUUAUACGGAAGUCAUAAAAAUGAUGCUGAUGUAGGUCAAUCCUGCAAUAGAGCUUUCCAAGAAUUAUUUGUUCGGUUGGCUAUGUCUGAAGCCUCGGCAAAUGGCGAUAAGAAAGGCCAAUUUUGGAGUAUUUUAACUAGUGCUCUGGAACACCAAGAGGUAAUUAUGAUGAAAGCAAAAGACCUGCGCACUUUACUGUUUGAUGUUUUCACGACAUACGAUAUCGAGAGGCAUAUAUCUAGAUUAAUCUUAGAAAUAGUCCAGGAAUCGUCAGUUGGCGUGGGACAGCUAUAUGAAAGCACGCUGACUAAGGGAUGGCCAAUCGAGAACGAUGAAUGUGAAAUCUGCGGUAAAACCUUAUGGGGAUUGGGCUUGGACUCUAUUAAUUUCGUUAUUUGGAAAAAUAAAAGACUUCUCGGAGAAAGUGCACCAUCGACCUCAACGAACGAAGACAAAGCUAUCGUUUCGUUUGGAUGCCACCACGUAUUUCACAAGAGAUGCCUACGUAACUUGGGUCAGGUCAGCGGAAAAUAUUCUUGCUUAACUUGUAAAAAGGAAUAA
Zygosaccharomyces rouxii is the source of this 3813-nucleotide messenger RNA. RefSeq names its product CORVET complex membrane-binding subunit VPS8 (gene VPS8). The record is from RefSeq and is a predicted model, not a curated record. NCBI's taxonomy places the organism in Eukaryota, Fungi, Ascomycota, Saccharomycetes, Saccharomycetales, Saccharomycetaceae. Gene Ontology annotation, cellular component: HOPS complex; late endosome. The transcript has a single exon. Gene Ontology annotation, molecular function: protein binding. Gene Ontology annotation, biological process: protein targeting to vacuole; endosomal vesicle fusion. Bases 1 to 3813 code for a protein of 1270 amino acids.